Schizosaccharomyces osmophilus is the source of this 1665-nucleotide messenger RNA. It is a transcript of the gene prp17, whose product is annotated as Prp19 complex WD repeat protein Prp17. The transcript has 5 exons. The coding region runs from base 1 to 1665 and encodes 554 amino acids. Gene Ontology annotation, cellular component: catalytic step 2 spliceosome. The record is from RefSeq and is a predicted model, not a curated record. Gene Ontology annotation, molecular function: mRNA binding; protein binding. NCBI's taxonomy places the organism in Eukaryota, Fungi, Ascomycota, Schizosaccharomycetes, Schizosaccharomycetales, Schizosaccharomycetaceae. Gene Ontology annotation, biological process: mRNA splicing, via spliceosome.
AUGCUAAUACCAGAGUAUUCAAGUGAUUCAGAAGAUCAAGAUGCUAGUCUAAAUACAUCAGGGCCCGUUUCUUCUUUUGCAAUCAAUGCAGCCCCAACAGUCAUUGAAACUUCAAAUAACAGAGAUCUUAUAAGCCGUUCGGAAAGCAAUUUUAAAGAACUGUCUCACAAUGUUCCAAUUGACAAGAUGCACAAGCCAUUGUAUGGCCCGGCCAACCCAUACCUGACGAGAAAUCAAGAAUCCCAAAAAAAUACUAUAACAGGCUAUGUUGAGCGCGAGAAUGUUUCAAAUGCUGUUUUCAACCAAGAGUUUAACUCUUAUGGGAAACGAAAAACACAAUUUGGGGAGUCUGAAGGUGAACCGGCCGACCCAAGCACGCUUAGAGAGCUUAGAAAAGAGAUAAAAAAGUCAAGAAAGGCUGCUGGCGAUCCUUCUAUUCUUGAAGGUGAGAAUACAUACAGAGGCCCUUGGGCCAAGUAUGAUGACAAAAGCCAGUUAUCACCGUCAUCAGAAGAACUCGAGGAUGUAGAAGAAAUUGUAGAAUAUACGAAUGAAGAUCAAGAAAAAGCAGACAAAGAAGAUGCAACAGUAUCCGCUACGCCAAUUUAUGAAGAAAAACCUGAAGUGAAGGAAUACUCAACUUUUCACAAAGAUUCUCUUUAUGACUAUCAAAACCGAACUUAUCUUCAUGUUCCAACAGAUGCUGGCUUGAGUCUCACUGGCACUCCUGGCGAACAGGUUUGCUAUCUCCCUAAAAAGCAUAUACAUACCUGGAAGGGACAUACAAAGGGAAUUUCCUGCUUACGCUUUCUCCCCACAAGUGGCCAUUUAUUACUUUCAGGAUCCCUAGAUUCUGAAGUCAAAAUUUGGGAUGUUUAUCAUGAUCGGUCACUACUGAGAACAUUUCAUGGCCACUCAAAGCCUAUUCGAGACCUUUCAUUUAAUCAAAGCGGUAGUUCUUUCUUGAGUGCUUCCUUUGAUAAAACUAUCAAGCUAUGGGAUACCGAAACUGGUAAGUGCCAGCAGCGUUUUGCUACUGGUAAACAAGCUCAUUGCGUUCGCUUUCAAGUGGACCCAGAAAGACCAUACGAAUUUUUAGCCGGUAUGUCUGACAAGAAAAUAUUACAAUUCGAUACUCGAGCCCCAGAUAGUGUACAAUCGUAUUCGCACCACCUAGGUGCCGUAAAUUCAAUAACUUAUUUGGAAAAUGGUAAAAGAUUCGUUACAACUUCCGAUGAUUCCUCCAUGCGCUUCUGGGAAUAUGGAACCCCAAUACCAAUCAAAUACGUGGCAGAUAUAGGAAUGCAUUCUAUGCCCAGGGUCGCUCUUCGCCCCAAUGGGAAAGCAUUGGCAUGUCAAUCUUUGGAUAAUUGCAUCUACGUCUAUUCUGCUGUCGAAAAGUAUCGACAGAACAAAAAGAAAUCGUUUCGGGGUUUCAAUUGUUCUGGUUACAGUUUAGAAGUUGGAUUUUCUCCGGAUGGCCGUUUUGUGUACAGUGGUGAUUCCUCUGGAAAUGCUUGCUUUUGGGAUUGGAAAACAUGUAAGUUGUUAUCUAAGCUUCCAGCUCAUAACGGUCCUCUACAAAGUAUGGCUUUCCAUCCUCAAGAAACUAGCAAGGUAGCGACCUCAUCUAUUUUGGACGGCGUAAUUAAAUAUUGGGAUUAA